CACUUACAUAAGAAGAUGGGACAGCACCAACAAGCUUGAGACUGCGAAGGGCAACAUGUAUUUACGUUAUCUUCUACUUCUGUUUGCAUUAUCUGAUUCCUGCUGGGGCUGCCAAAAGAAUCACAGAUCAGAUGUAGAUGUAGAAGAACCAAGAGAGCCCAUUGACAUUACCUUGAAGCUCGACUGUCCUUUUCGUUCUGACACAUGGCGCACUUUAGCCGACAUAAAGUAUGACACUCCAACAGUAAGCUUGUUGGAGUCGAAAUAUAAAAGGUAUAUCAAGAAAGAUGAUCCGAACAAAUGUUGUGAUGUAACAUGUUCCCUGAAUACAUCUCCCGAAACACUAGAACAGUCGAAUGCAACUCAGGAAGGUGUCGAAAAUGCAUCGACAACAGCAACCGCAAAUGAAAUGUAA
This is a messenger RNA of Haliotis rubra (blacklip abalone), 415 nucleotides long. RefSeq lists its product as uncharacterized. The transcript has 6 exons. Bases 56 to 415 code for a protein of 119 amino acids. The record is from RefSeq and is a predicted model, not a curated record. NCBI's taxonomy places the organism in Eukaryota, Metazoa, Mollusca, Gastropoda, Lepetellida, Haliotidae.